Fusarium poae is the source of this 699-nucleotide messenger RNA. RefSeq lists its product as uncharacterized. The transcript has a single exon. Bases 1 to 699 code for a protein of 232 amino acids. NCBI's taxonomy places the organism in Eukaryota, Fungi, Ascomycota, Sordariomycetes, Hypocreales, Nectriaceae. Gene Ontology annotation, biological process: phospholipid transport. Gene Ontology annotation, molecular function: phosphatidic acid transfer activity. Gene Ontology annotation, cellular component: mitochondrial intermembrane space. The record is from RefSeq and is a predicted model, not a curated record.
AUGGUUCUCACUCACACAACAAACCACACCUACUCCCACCCGUUUCCUACCGUCACUCUCGCCUACUUUUUACGAUACUCGUCUCCUCAACUUAAUCCCUUCGCCGUCCAUGUUCUCAGCACCGACACCAUCGAGAACUAUGUCGAUCCAAAGACUAGCCGACUUCACACCACUCGCAUCCACUUGAAAAAGAGUCGAAUGCCCGGUGCUGUAUACAAGCUACUCCCUGCCAGUGUCACUGGUGGCGGCUCUGGCGAUAAGGCCUCAUACAUUCUGGAAACGAGUGUCGUCGAUAUCAAGGAGGGCUGGAUGAGGACGGAGAGCCGAAACCUCAACUUUACAGGUGUUCUGUCUGUUAUUGAGAAACAGGAGUUUAAUGUUCCUAACGAAGGCACUGUCCAGAAUCCCAACGAGACUGCUGUAACGACUAUGAUUCAUGUCAGAUCGAGAAUCGGAGACAAGAUUCGGGGCAAGUUGGGUCAAGCUCAAGAGGAUGGUUGGUUCAAGAAUGGCAUCAUCGGUAGCUGGGGUACGAAGGGUAUCCAGCGCAGUAUCGAGAGCAUCGCCUCUACCAAAACCCAGGAUCAGAUGGGCAAAAGCCGCGAUGGCAUGAAAAUGGUUCUCGAGCGCCUACGCAACAACGGUGUGAUGGGUGUCCUCGAGACGAUAAGGAGAGAACGUCAGCGUCAACUUGCUUGA